This is a messenger RNA of Paramecium sonneborni, 879 nucleotides long. The record is from the annotation of a GenBank genome assembly. Lineage: Eukaryota; Ciliophora; Oligohymenophorea; Peniculida; Parameciidae.
AUGAGAAAGCUUAUUAAAAAGUAUGUAAUAGUUGGAAAUUUAUAGGAAGGUAAAUGUCUUCUUCCUAGUCCUCCUUCAAGAGUACCAUCUCCGUUCAUAUUAUAUUUGAGUGAAGAAUAAAAAAAAUUAAAAUAAGAUCUUUAAUAAAAAAUAGAAUAAAGAGAUAUCAUAAAAUUACUUAAUCAACAAUAUAAAAAUAUUUCUUAAGAAUAAAAAAAAUAAUAUUCUGAACUAUAUUAAGUGUCUUUAUUAAAGUAUAUGCAAGAAAAAAGAAUAUAUGAAUAAUCAUUUAGAUAUAGUAAAAAUAAUGGAAUUAAGAAGGUAGACUAAGCUUAUAUGAAUAUGAAAAGAAGUGAGAAAAGAUAAACAAAAAUUGAAGAAAUGCAUAUUGAAUAAAUUAGAGAGAAUUUCGGGAAAUUUUAAUUUGAGUUGAGUAAAAUAAAAAUUUCAGAUGCCACUCCAUAAGAAUUAGAUGUGGCAAAUUAAGUACUUAAUUUAGUAACUCUGCACCAACUUUAAAUAAAAAUAAAUUGUCUUGAGUACAAAAUACCUGAUUUAUUCAAUUCAUAUAAAUUUAGAUAAAAAUGCAAAAAAUUCGCACUUAGUUUUUUAAGAUCUGUAAAUUAAGAUUAUACAUUUUAAAAAUAUUUGAUUGAAAUUGAAGACAUGAAAUAAGAAGAAUUAAUAAAUUAUAACUAAUAGUUGAAAGAAUUAAGUGAAAAAUUAAAUGAUGAUCCUAGAAAUGUAGAAUUAGCAAUAAUUUUACUUGUAGAGAAACCAAAGAAAAAAGAAGAAGAAUCAAGAACUAGAAAAAAAGGUGUAACAUGUUUAAAUAAUUUCGUUGAAGUAUUAGCUAAAUUCAUAAUAAAAGAGCCAUGA